UGCUUUCACUGCAUUGCGUAAAUUGAUCAGCUUAGUUUACUCGAAUGCUGCUACCGAUUCAAACUUAUUAAGGCACAGUCUGAUGGUUGCUUUUGUUACUCGCAUUUGGAUAUACAAGCAAAGGAUAGUCUUUAAUAAUAAAAAACUAAAUAGAAAAAUAUGGGACUUUAAUUUUAUACCAAACAGUUAUGUAUUAAUGUGCAUCACUUUUUAGUUCUAUGCACAUUUUUAAUCAUAAUUAGCAAAUCAUGAGAAAGCAAAUCUUAAAUAGUAAAAAACAAGUAGUAAAAACAACAACCAUACAGAGAUUAAGUUACUUGUAUUUGCUUUGGUUGAUGUAUUAUUCAGUAGAAUGAUUUGGGAAGACAGGUCAUCAUGAUUCAGAGUUUGAGUUCUUCGUUAUUUAUCUUAUUCUUCCAUUAGCUCUUAUUUCUUCUUUUUGAUGGUUUACACAUAGUGUGUACAAGUAUACAACUUGACCUGUUUUUUCAUGUUUUACUCUUGCACCUCAUGUUUGCUUUUCUGAUAUUUAAUAUUAUUUGAUCAAUAAUUUAUCACCAUAUCUUGGCUGCAUAAAUAUCACAAAAUUUAUUUGCUUAUUUGUAUUGAUGUUCUUUUUUAUAUUGGUAUCUCUAAAUAGGCAUAUUGCCUAUACAGACAAAACAAGUUGGAUGAAGCUUUGGUAUUGUUGGAGAAACAAGAUAAGACUCAUUCAAGUAUGUUGUUAGAAGCUCAGAUUCUAUAUCGUUUAGGAAAAAUGGAUGCUUGUGUUGAUGUCUGUCGGAAUCUUCAAAGAGCGAAGAUUGAUUCCUUGGAAAUAAAUUUGGUUGCUGGUUUGAUUUCGGCUGGGAGAGCUUCUGAAGUUCAGGGAACUUUGGAUGCACUUAAGGUUAAGGCAACUAGCAGCUUUGAGUUGGCAUAUAAUAUUGCUUGUUCUUUAAUUGAAGGAAAUAAGCACAAGGAUGCUGAGCAACUCUUGCUCACUGCACGAAGAAUUGGUCAGGAAACACUUACAGAAGAGAACCUUGCUGAUGAUGAUGUAGAGAUUGAACUAGCUCCUAUAGCUGUCCAAUUAGCUUAUGUCCAGCAGCUUCUUGGUCACACACAAGAGGCUGUUGGAGCUUAUACAGACAUUGUAAACCGAAAUUUGGCAGAUGAGCCAUCUCUUGCAGUGGCAGUGAACAACCUUAUUGCAAUGAAAGGUCCCAAAGAUAUAUCUGACAGCUUAAGGAAACUUGAUCGGCUUAAAGAGAAAGACUCACGGAAGUUUCAGCUUGCGCAUGCAAUUGACUUGAAGCUUUCACCAAAACAAAAGGAGACAAUUUAUGCGAAUCGGGUUCUUCUACUUAUUCAUGCAAAUAAGAUGGAUCAGGCGCGGGAACUUGUUGCUUUUUUGCAAGAGCUGUUUCCUGACAGUGUGAUGCCAGUACUGCUUCAAGCUGCUGUCUUGGUGAGAGAAAACAAGGCAGGGAAAGCAGAAGAAAUGUUGGGUCAGUUCGCUGAGAAAUUCCCUGAAAAAUCAAAGACUAUUUUCUUAGCAAGGGCACAAGUUGCUGCUGCUGCUGGCCAUCAUCAAAUUGCAGCUGAAUCCCUUGCUAAGGUACCUGAUAUCCAGCACAUGCCUGCCACUGUUGCCACUCUUGUUGCUCUCAAAGAACGUGCUGGAGAUAUAAAUGGUGCUGCUGCUGUACUUGACUCUGCAAUCAAAUGGUGGAAAUCUGCCAUGACUGAGGACAACCAGCUCAGUGUUAUAAUGCAACAGGCUGCUUCCUUCAAGCUCAGGCAUGGCAAGGAAGAGGAUGCUGCCCUUCUGUAUGAGGAGCUUGUGAAAAGUCAUGGAAGCAUAGAGGCAGUAGUUGGGCUAAUAACUACUAUAUCCUCCUUUAGAAAACCAUUCAAAAAGGCUGACUUGAUGUCUAAAUGA
Messenger RNA from Theobroma umbraticum, 1924 nucleotides. RefSeq names its product SRP72 RNA-binding domain-containing protein. Gene Ontology annotation, molecular function: ribosome binding; 7S RNA binding; protein binding. Gene Ontology annotation, cellular component: signal recognition particle, endoplasmic reticulum targeting. The record is from RefSeq and is a predicted model, not a curated record. Lineage: Eukaryota; Viridiplantae; Streptophyta; Magnoliopsida; Malvales; Malvaceae. Gene Ontology annotation, biological process: SRP-dependent cotranslational protein targeting to membrane.